AUGUGGCCAUUUUAUAUACCUUAUCCUCCAGAACAAAAAGAUGGGUUUUGGGGUGUACCUACUUCAACAAUUGAUUGGUGUGAAGAAAAUUAUGUAGUGUCACCUUUUAUCGCAGAAGCUUUAAAUACUACGACGAAUUCAGUUUUCAUUGCAUUAGCUUUAUUUGCAAUUUAUCAUGCUUAUUUGAAUAAAUUAGAGACAAGAUUUAUAUUUACUGCAUUUGGUUUUUUAUUAGUUGGUAUUGGAUCAUGGUUAUUUCAUAUGACUUUAAGAUAUCAUUUUCAAUUAUUAGAUGAAUUACCAAUGAUCUAUGCAACUUGUAUUCCAUUUUGGUCGCUUUUUAGUGAAUUUAAAUCAAAACAUCAAUCUGCAUUAAUUGGAUUGGGGAUUUUCAUGUCUGCAAAUUUAUUAACUGUUAUAUAUUUAUAUUUUAGAGAUCCAACUAUUCAUCAAGUUAGUUAUGCAAUUUUAAAUGGUUUAAUAAUUUUAAAAUCAAUUAAAUUAAAUUUAAAAUAUGUUCAUGAUGAAAAAGCCAGAACUCAAUUAAAUAAAACUGCGAUUUUUGGAGUUGGAAUAUUUUUAUUUGGUUAUUUUUUAUGGAAUUUAGAUAUUCAUUUAUGUGAUCUAUUAAGAUCAACAAGACAUUAUGUUGGAAUGCCAUUCGGAUUUUUAACUGAAUUUCAUGGUUGGUGGCAUAUUCUUACAGGUACUGGUGUAUAUUAUUCUCUAGUUUAUGAAGAAUAUUUAAGAUGUUUUCUUACUGGUACUGAACAAUACUAUGAAUUUUCAUGGAUUUGGGGUUUACCUGUUGUUUAUUGUAUAGAUAAACCAGGUUUAGAAAGAGCAAGAGCAAUUAAAAAAUUAAAAUUAGAAGAUGAUAAAUUUAUAAAAAAUAAUAAACAAGAGUAG
Insectozyma verbasci is the source of this 909-nucleotide messenger RNA. The record is from the annotation of a GenBank genome assembly. NCBI's taxonomy places the organism in Eukaryota, Fungi, Ascomycota, Pichiomycetes, Serinales, Debaryomycetaceae.